AUCCAUUUCUUUCAUGUUAACCUCUGUAAAGAUAAAACGGUCGUACUCAUGUGAUAGGUUUAUCAUAAGACACGUAGUUAGUAGUGUUGCUGAAAAGAGACCGAAAUAUUAUCAAGAUGUCGGAGAAUAUGGAAAUGGAUGCAAUGGAGAUAGAAACAGACGGUAGUUUUGAUUAUAAAGAAUUAGAAGAAGACACAAAUAACAAAGAAUGCAAACCUAAAAGUCAUUACACAUCCUUCAAAGAAAAGUCGAAGAAAAAUUUGCAUCGAAAUAUAAUCAUUUUUUUAUCAUUUGUUGUUCUUUUCAUUGUUAUUUUCAUUUUGAUCGGCCUUCUCUCCACUGGUGAAAUCAAACCUGUGAAGACAAAAUUUCUUAAACAAACUCAAGAAAAACAGGACAUUCUUAUGAAAAAUUUGCUAAAAGAGUUUAAAGAACAGAAAACAAUGAUUUUAUCUUUAUCAACGCAACUUCAACAAGCACAGCAGAAUAUAAAUUUUUUUACAGAUAAGCAAUUAUCCUUCUCAAACAGACUUCAUCUACAAGAAAGAAAUACAUCAGAUUUACAAGACAAGUUAAACUUUGUAGAAAAAAACUUAACGAAAAAACUUCAGCACCAGAUCUCACAAAUUGUGGCAGAUAUUUUAGAACAGAAGCAUGUAACAGAGACUCUGGAAAAUCAACAACUCUCCUUCUCAUACAGACUGGAUUUACAAGAACAGAAUAUAUCAGAGUUGCAAAACAAGACUCUUCUUUUAUUCAACUCCUUGUCUCAACAUAAAAAUAACACAUUGAACUUAAAUAUAACGACGAAGACACUUCUCGACAGAAUAGAGCAACAAGAAGAGUUAUCAUCUCUUCUAACAGCUAAGCUCUGCAACAUCACUGACAAAGUACUUCAGCAAGAAAAUUUUACAGCUACGUUAAAAGAAUUGCACAAAGAAAAUUCAGAAAAAAUUUCACGGCAAGAGAUAAUUACAAAUAGUUUAAAAAAUCAGAACAAAGAAAAUUCAGAAAAAAUUACGCUGCAAGAGAAUAUGACAAAUAUUCUAAGGGAUCAGAACAAAGAAAAUUCAGAAAGAAUUACACGGCAAGAGAAUAUGACAAAUAUUCUAAGGGAUCAGAACAGAGAAAGUUCAGAAAGAAUUACAUGGCAAGAGAAUAUGACAAAUAUUUUAAGGGAUCAGAACAGAGAAAGUUCAGAAAGAAUUACAUGGCAAGAGAAUAUGACAAAUAUUUUAAGGGAUCAGAACAAAAAAAAUUCAGAAAAAAUUACGCUGCAAGAGAAUAUUACAAAUAUUUUAACGAAUCAGAUUAAAACCAUUAAUGACAAAUUGGUUGACCAAAUAACCUUGACAAGAAAUCUACUAAAACAGAUGCAAUUUACAAACAAAUCGUUGGAUGAUUUAACAUCGACUUCAGUUAACCUUGCGUCGGAAAUCCACUACCAAACGAAAGACAUAAUAUCAGUUAACAGAACACUAAAUGGAUUGUUUUUAAAAACAGACAGCAACAGUAUUAUCCUCAACAGACAAUCAAUUGAUAUUGAUAGCCUUAAAGAUAUUCAAAAACGGGAGAUCAAUAAUACCAAUGCUCUUUCAGCUGAAAUACAAGAUCAAAAAUUACAAAUCACCACAUUGCAAACAAAACAACGUAAUCAUGCCAACAACAUGGAUAUUAAAAUUUCUGGUGUCCAUUCACAGAUAAAUGGAGUAAAAGCAGAGCAAGCUGCAUUGACAAGAGAUAUUCAACAACUCUCUACAUCUCUCAAGACAGAAGAGUCGAAGUUAUCCCAACUGACAACAAAAGUGAACACACAGGUGACGCGGAUAGAACAACUCUCUGCAUCUCUCAAGACAGAAGAGUCGAAGUCAUCCCAACUGACAACAAAAGUGAACACACAGGAAACGCGGAUAGGUGCUAUAGAAACCAAGUUCAAUCCACAUUAUUACAUUUCUUCAUCACGAAAGACAUGGGAUGAAGCAAAACAAGAAUGCAGAAGCCGAAAUGGUCGCCUUGCGAGUAUUUCAUCCAUACUGGAAAAUUUGGUUAUUCAAAAUGAAGUCUUAAAAAGGGGCUUCAAUAACAUACAAAUUGGUUUUCAUGACCGAAACAGAGAAGGUAGUUUCGAAUGGACAGAUGGCUCGCCGGUACGUUUCACUAAUUGGGACAAAGGCGAACCCAAUAACUAUGGAAAUAAAGAACACUGCACCAGCAUGCUUCCUAGUGGCAGAUGGUACGAUCAUGAUUGCUUGACCUAUCAAAAUUUUGCGUGUAGUCUAUAAUAAAUAUUCCGAAUUAUAACGGGGUUCCCAGCAGGACUUGAAAAGUAAAGUGAGCCGACGAAUAAAUUGAUUUAAUUAACCUUUUAACCUGAUUUAGCCUGCUAAAUAAAAACACAUUUUCGCAUGUACUAGUUCUCUUAAAACGUUUUUCAUUGUAAUCAUAUUUUAGCGCAAUAAUAAAAUUACUUUUCUGAUUAUGUUAUGACAUAAUAUUUUCUUGUUAAUUUUUUAUGUCAUCAGAAAAAUUGAUUGUUGCAUGCAAUAGAUUUUGGAUUUUGUGAAAGAUUAGAUUACAAGUGAAUACAAAUUGAAUGUAGCCAAACUCUGUAAUAGCUUUGAUUUUUUAAAAUAGCCAAAAUUAUUUGCCGGCCUAAACUUUUUGCCUAAGUUAAUAAUAAUAUAUUAAGAGGGUGACAAAUUGAUUAACGAUAAAAGUUGAAGGCUGAGGAAAAUUUUGUCCCUUAAAUUUGGACUGAUAGGGUAAUUUUUCAAGUUGCUUAAUGAAAUCUUUUGCUUUUUAUCUACGAAGUAUAAUAUUUUUCGUGAUGCAAGAAUAGUUUAACAACAUUCUGCAAAAUAUAUCUAUUUACAUAAACCAUGGAGGUAAGUAAACUCGCAGCCCAUAUUUAACUUCUGGUUUUAAAAUUUUAUGAAAUUUAAUUCGUAUUUAAUGAUUAAGAACAUUUUCUCAAGUAUGUUUUUUAUUAAUCCAUACCUUAUUGUUAGCUACCGCAAAAAGUGAAAUAUUAGUCAUUUGCUCACAAAAUUUAAUCACAUUUUAUCGACUAAAUUUUACCAACAUUGCCAUUUUUUAUGCCAGCUCAAUUUUAUUAAUUAAUAUUAAUUUCAUAAAAUACAAUACGCAUAGAAACAUAGAAUAUAAAAUAAUCGAACCUUUGUCCCAUUUUUUUAAGUAUUUUGGAUUUUGAUGCACGGAACACAAGAAAAGCAACAAUUGUCGAAAAAACUUUAGCAGUCCAAAAAAAAAAUCUAAAAAAUCCAUAGAUGUGGUUGAUCGGAAAAAGAAAGUCGAUAAGACGAACAAAGCAAUUGCUCAACGGGACAGCCGUCUAAAAUAUCAAUCCUAUUCGCAUAAUAAAAACAGAAAACAUUGACUCAGCUGUUAUAGUCCCUGGCAUGACCCGGCGCGUGGUGGAAGCGAGUG
Molecule: messenger RNA, 3447 nt
Organism: Hydractinia symbiolongicarpus
Lineage: Eukaryota; Metazoa; Cnidaria; Hydrozoa; Anthoathecata; Hydractiniidae
Product: C-type lectin domain family 4 member F-like
Exons: 33
Coding region: 117-2282 (721 amino acids)
Molecular function (GO): signaling receptor activity
Source: RefSeq, a predicted model, not a curated record